UAUACUUGUCCUGUGAAAUCUCAUGACAAUGGCAUCUUGUUCAUGUUGCCAAGUCAAGAAAGAAUCGUACAAGUUAAAACUAUUUCUGGUAUAACAAAUUGAGGGCCAUGUUUGGCCAUUUAAAAACUAGUUUUUCUAAAAUGUAAUAAGGGCAUGAAAACUUAGGAUUUGUACUUAACAAAGGAGCUUUGCAUGGAUUUUAUUUCAUAAUCUCAAAUAGCAAUAGUAGUCGAGGUUCUGCAUAUCUUUAUUUCAUAACUGCUGCCUGCUCCUCGCUCUUUUGUUUCAUUGCCUGGCGUUACAUCAAAAUCUGAUUGGAAUAUCUUGUCCAAUGUAUAUACUUAUCCUAUGGAAAUCUGAAGGGGGAAUCUCUUGAUAUAGGAUGUUGAAUUCUUACAGUUAAAAGGAGUUAAAGACAGGAUUUGGCUGUAGCAGAAUUAAUCAAAUUAUGCUUUAUACGAACUUUCACUAUUGACUGCUAUUUAAACGAAUUUAUGCGUACUUCUGUAGGCAUUUUUUGGCCAUUUACAGCAGCAGAUCUUUGAUUUAAUAACCUGAUGAUUUUGGCUCCUUGGUCAGGUUCGGAUAGAGAGCUAGCUGUUCUAAGAUAUUCAUGCGUUUUAGAAUUUCUUUUACUUCUAUGGAAGGCCAUUUCCUUCCUUAACUGGCCAUAAAUUUCCCUUAACCAUCCAUUGGAUAUAUACUUAAUACUUGGCUGUAGAUCUUAAGAUGUUGGAUAUUCACAUAGAAAAUCUGGGAUAUUUAAUACCAGGAUCAUGUCCUGAACCCCAUAUAAACAAAUAUCAGCCCAUCUGCAAUAUUGUGCAUGGAAAACAAUGGCCAAUUACAGGUCCCUGCUGUUUCUUGACAUUUCCUUAAUCCUCAUGCUUGGCAUAAGCCUAUCAUCCAUAGCCACUAACAAAGAUAGAAAGGCUUACAUUGUUUAUAUGGGAUCGCUUCCUGAGGGGGAAUAUUUACUAACUUCUAACCAUCAUAGUAUACUUCAACAAGUUAUCAAGGACAGUUCUGUGGCGGAUUCCUUGAUCAGAAGUUACAAAAGGAGUUUCAAUGGAUUUGCUGCCAAGCUCACUGAUGAGGAGGCAAAAGAACUGGCCAGCAUGAAAGAAGUAGUCUCCAUUUUUCCUAACCGAAUUCUCCACCUUCAUACAACAAGAUCUUGGGAUUUUAUCGGUUUUAAUAAUACAGUUAGACACAAUCCUACCAUUGAGAGCAAUGUCAUUAUUGGUGUCAUUGACAGUGGAAUCUGGCCUGAGUCACCAAGCUUCAGUGAUGAAGGUUUUGGUCCAGCUCCUAAAAAAUGGAAGGGUGCUUGCAGAGGUGGCAGAAAUUUCACUUGUAACAACAAGAUUAUUGGCGCUCGGUUUUACCAGUCACCAUCAUCUUCAAAAGGGUCUGCAAGAGACGAGGUAGGUCAUGGAAGCCAUACUGCAUCUACAGCGGCCGGGAACGAGGUAAAGGAUGUUAGUUUCUUUGGACUUGCACAAGGUACUGCAAGAGGAGGGGUUCCCUCUGCAAGGAUUGCUGCAUAUAAGGUUUGUGGUCCAGAUGGCGGGUGUGCAUCAGUGGACAUCUUGGCAGCUUUUGAUGAUGCUAUUGCUGAUGGAGUUGAUAUUUUAACAGUGUCACUUGGAGCAAGUGAUUCGUUUGACUUUUUCAAUGACGUCAUAGCCAUCGGUUCUUUUCAUGCGAUGGAGAAAGGAAUACUUACCCUAAAUUCUGCAGGCAAUGAUGGUGCAGCAGGAGUACUUGGGGUGUCAAGUGUAGCACCAUGGAUGCUUGCUGUAGCAGCAAGUACCACAGAUCGCAAAUUCUUUAACAAGGUUGUUCUCGGGAAUGGAAAGACCUUAACUGGGUUUUCAGUUAAUUCCUUCACUUCCAAGGGAAAAAAGCUGCCUAUAGUAUAUGGACGUGAUGUUUCAAGAAACUGCUCUGAACUUUCUGCUGGGUUGUGUCUUGAAUCAUGUGUAGACAGUCAUCUAGUGAAAGGAAAGAUUACAAUGUGUGAUCAAUUUGUAGGCAAUUUUGUAGCUGCUAAUGCCGGUGCUGGAGGGUCAAUUGUGCUAAAUGACCAAUAUGAUAAUGUUUCUUUUGUUACGCCAUUACCUGCAGUUGCUUUAAACGUUAGAAACUAUAUUUUGGUCAAGUCCUACGUGAAUUCCACAAAGAAUCCUGUAGCAGAAAUAUUGAGUAGUGAAACCAUUAUAGAUUUGUAUUCUCCGGUGGUUGCUCAAUUCUCUUCACUUGGGCCAAAUUUUAUUGUGCCAGAUAUUCUCAAGCCAGAUAUAACUGCCCCAGGAGUCGACAUCUUAGCAGCAUAUUCACCAAUUGCUCUGCCCAGUGAGACACCUGGAGACAAAAGGCAACUCAAAUAUAAUGUAUUGUCUGGAACCUCAAUGUCUUGCCCUCAUGUCGCUGGUGUAGCCGCAUAUGUCAAAACAUUUCACUCCGAUUGGUCUCCUACAGCCAUCAAAUCUGCUCUCAUGACUACUGCUUGGCCAAUGGAUAGAUCCAAAAACCCAAGUGGUGAAAUUUCGUAUGGAUCUGGGCAUGUCAACCCGGUAAAAGCUAUUCAUCCUGGACUUGUAUAUGAAGCUUUCAAGGAAGAUUACAUAAAACUGAUGUGCAGCUUGGGAUACAGCCCAGAUAAUAUUAAACAAGUUUCAGGAGACAACAGCUCUUGCCCCAAAAGUUCUGAAAAUGUACCCCCUAGGGAUCUGAAUUAUCCUUCACUGACAGCCUCAGUUCUAGCUAACGAUUCUUUCACAGUUAGUUUUCAUAGAACAGUAAAAAAUGUUGGGCUUCCAAACUCCACUUACAAGGCAAAGGUCUCUCGAAACCCAAAACUGGAAGUUAAAGUGCUGCCUGAGGUUUUAUCCUUCAAGGCAUUGAAGGAGAAGAAAUCUUUUACUGUGACUGUUAAUGGUGGAGGUUUAAGAAAGGAGUCUAUGCUGUCUACAACAUUAAUCUGGUCGGAUGGAACUCAUAUUGUGAGGAGUCCAAUUGUUGUACAUACAUAUCCUAGUAUUAGAUCCAAUGUUCGAUACUUUGAUUAGAUUUCUUGUGGGCUUGUCAUCAUGUCAGUCUUCAAUGCAUUGUAAU
Durio zibethinus is the source of this 3120-nucleotide messenger RNA. NCBI's taxonomy places the organism in Eukaryota, Viridiplantae, Streptophyta, Magnoliopsida, Malvales, Malvaceae. The record is from RefSeq and is a predicted model, not a curated record.